Messenger RNA from Aureobasidium subglaciale EXF-2481, 876 nucleotides. RefSeq lists its product as uncharacterized. The transcript is spliced from 4 exons. Lineage: Eukaryota; Fungi; Ascomycota; Dothideomycetes; Dothideales; Saccotheciaceae. Bases 1 to 876 code for a protein of 291 amino acids. The record is from RefSeq and is a predicted model, not a curated record.
AUGGCUGAUAUCUAUCAAAGAGACAGCCUGUUCCAGGUGAAUGGCCUGGUGGCAGUCAUCACUGGCGGAGCCACUGGCAUUGGUCUUAUGAUGACAAAGGUUCUUGCAGCCAACGGAGCAAAGAAGGUCUAUAUCAUCGGCCGUAGAGAAGACAAACUUGAAGAAGCCGCGUCUCACAACCCCUCCGUCAUAAUCCCAGUCGUUGGAGAUGUGACCUCAAAAGACACUCUGAAAUCAAUUGCGUCUCGUGUCGAGAUCGAAGUCGGAUACAUCAACCUUCUCGUCUGCAACAGUGGCGCGAUGGGACCCUCUGCGGGCACCAACAACCGCGAAGCCAGCAUCGCCGAAUAUGCAGCUGCGGCUAUGAAUCAAUCCUGGGAUGACAUCACUUCAACUUUGAACAUCAAUGUCACCGCUGUCCUCUUUACAGCGUAUGCGUUCCUGGAGUUGUUGGACAAGGGUAACAAGAACCCAGUCGCCCAGAAAACAAAGAGCCAGAUUUUGGUCACUGCGAGUAUUGCUGCCUUCAGCAAGCAGCCGAACGGAUCGAUGGCAUAUAAGGCCAGCAAAGCCGCUGUGUUGCAUAUCGCGAAGAACUUGUCCAGUGAGCUUUGGCCUUUCGACAUCAGAUGUAACGCCAUAGCUCCCGGAUUAUUCCCAUCCGAAUUGGCGUCGAGCCUGAUCUCUCAUGCAAAAUUGGACCCUAGGGAUGAGGGUUCGUUCGACAAAUCAUAUAUCCCGGCCGAAAGAACAGGCGAUGAGGAAGACAUGGCUGGCACUAUCCUCUUCAUCGCAUCCCGAGCGGGUGCAUACCUUAACGGUAACGUGCUGUUGAUUGACGGAGGACGCCUGAACAUCAUGCCGAACUCUUACUGA